AUGCGGGAAUUUUUCAAUGCUAUUAAAGCAUUUUAUGGGCCAAUCAUUCGUGGGGCAAGCCCCCUCCGCUCAUCUGACGAGUCGAAGGAUCUGGAACCUCACGGGUCGAAGGAUCUGGUAACCUCACGAGUUGAAGGAUCUGUAACCUCACGAGUUGAAGGAUCUGGUAACCUCACGAGUCAGGAUCUGGUAACCUCACGAGUCGAAGGAUCUGGUAACCUCAGAGUCGAAGGAUCUGGUGACUUCAUGAUCGAAGGAUCUGGUAACCUCACGAGUCGAAGGAUCUGGCAACCUCACGAGUCGAAGGAUCUGGUAACCUCGACUUGGAAGGAUCUGGUAACCUCACGAGUCAGAGGAUCUGGUACCUCACGAGUCGAAGGAUCUGGUAACCUCACGAGUCAGGGAUCUGGUAACCUCACAGUCGAAGGAUCUGGAUCUGGUAACCUCACGAGUCAGGGAUCUGGUAACCUCACGAGUCGAGGAUCUGGUAACCUCACAGGUCGGGAUCUGGUAACCUCAGGUCAGGAUCUGGUAACCUCACGACUUGAAGGAUCUGGUAACCUCACGAGUCAGGAUCUGAGACGAGAGUACCAAGUCACCCUCAGGUCUCGCAGCAAUUUGGACGGUGUCUGGGGCGCUAUCUGUGUUGCCGGUGCUUGUGUGAGCCAGAUGCUUUCUCUCACAUCUUGGACCCUCACACUUAGCCCCCUACGAUCCUCCAGCCCUCACCAGACCUCACCCUCAACCCCCUACGACCCUCCAGCCCUCACCAGACCCCACACUCAGCCCCCUUCGACCAUCCAGCUACCCUCAGCCCCCUUACGACCCACCAGCCCUUCCCAGACCCCACCAGCGCUCCUCAGACCCCACUCUAAGCCCACUACAACCCCCAGCCCUCCCAGCUUCACAUCGCCACUACGAUCUUCCAGUCCUCCCCAGUCCCACCCUGAGGCCUCCUACGACCCUCCAGCCCUCCCUAGUCUCCACCCUCAGCCCCCAACGACCACCCAUGUCCUUCCCAAAGCUAACUCUGAGCCCCCCGUACGACCUUUUAGCCCUGCUUCAGCCCUCACCUCAGCUCCCUACGACCCUGAGUCUUCUACCUCCACGACCCCCUGA
Molecule: messenger RNA, 1119 nt
Organism: Homarus americanus (American lobster)
Lineage: Eukaryota; Metazoa; Arthropoda; Malacostraca; Decapoda; Nephropidae
Product: DNA-directed RNA polymerase II subunit RPB1-like
Exons: 6
Coding region: 1-1119 (372 amino acids)
Source: RefSeq, a predicted model, not a curated record